Linepithema humile (Argentine ant) is the source of this 1496-nucleotide messenger RNA. It is a transcript of the gene Fen1, whose product is annotated as flap endonuclease 1. Gene Ontology annotation, cellular component: nucleus. Gene Ontology annotation, molecular function: RNA-DNA hybrid ribonuclease activity; magnesium ion binding; DNA binding. NCBI's taxonomy places the organism in Eukaryota, Metazoa, Arthropoda, Insecta, Hymenoptera, Formicidae. The record is from RefSeq and is a predicted model, not a curated record.
UUCAGACUGCUUCGUUCACACUGUGUAAAUUGGCGGGAAAUGAGUUUUCUGUGAGGAAAUGUCCGCCGUAUAGCAGUCGUAUAGUGUUGUGAGUUUCUUAUGUGCAUGACGUGUAUAACAAAAUUUCGCCAAUAUGGGUAUUUUAGGCUUAUCGAAGUUAAUAGCAGACGUAGCUCCGGAAGCUAUCAAAGAGCGAGAAUUGAAACAUUAUUUUGGUCGCAAAAUAGCUAUUGAUGCAUCCAUGUGUUUAUAUCAGUUCCUUAUAGCAGUACGCAGCGAAGGGGCUCAACUCACUACUGUAGAUGGUGAAACAACUAGCCAUUUAAUGGGCACAUUUUACCGCACCAUAAGAUUGGUAGAACAAGGAAUAAAACCUGUGUAUGUUUUUGAUGGAAAACCACCAAACUUAAAAGGUGGUGAAUUAGCCAAAAGAGCUGAGAGAAGGGAUGAAGCACAGAAACUCCUGCAGGCUGCUGAAGAAGAUGGAAAUGUGGAGGCUAUAGACAAAUUUAGCAGAAGAUUGGUUAAAGUUACAAAAACUCAUGCUGAAGAAGCUAAACAAUUACUUCAAUUAAUGGGCAUACCUUACAUUGACGCUCCAUGUGAGGCUGAAGCACAAUGUGCCGCUUUAGUGAAAACUGGUAAAGUUUUUGCAGCUGCUACUGAGGAUAUGGAUGCACUUACUUUUGGCUCGAAUGUACUGCUUCGACGAUUGACUUUUAGUGAAGCCAGAAAAUUGCCCGUACAAGAGAUUCAUUUUGAUAAGGUUCUUGCAGGUUUGGAGUUAAAUCAUAAUGAGUUUAUUGAUCUUUGCAUCAUGUUGGGUUGUGAUUAUACUGGUAGCAUUAAAGGUGUUGGUCCAAAAAGGGCAAUAGAAUUAAUAAAAAAUUACAGGUCUCUUGAAAAAAUCAUUGAAAAUAUAGACACCAAAAAAUAUCCUGUACCGGAAGACUGGAAUUAUAAAGAAGCAAGAUUAUUGUUUCAAGAACCAGAAAUAUCGAAUGCUGAUGAUAUCCAAUUAAAAUGGUCUGAACCAGAUGAAGAAGGUUUAAUAAAGUUUUUAUGCGGUGACAAACAAUUUAAUGAAGAGCGGGUUAGAAACGGAGCUAAGAAACUUCACAAGGCUCGAAAUACAUCCACGCAAGGACGAUUGGACUCUUUCUUCAAAGUUUUACCGAACUCUAACUCGAAUUCAACGCCAAAACGAAAGGCGGAAGAAAAAAAGACACCGGCUAAAAAGGCAAAGGCAGGUAACAGUAAGUUUCGCGGUAAAGCAAAAUAAGCAAAAUAAGAUUAAUAUUACAAAUUUAAUAAAAAUGUACAAUAGAGCUAAUCGCAUAUAUACUUCUAUUGACUUGAUAAGUAUCGAAAUUUUAUUCCAUUAUAACAUGUCUUAUACUUAUUUUAUUUUUUGCGUUUUAUAUUGUAAUUUUAAUUGGUAAAUCUCGCAUAUAUGACAUUUCUAUUUAUUUCAAAAAUAUAUCAUGUACAAUAUU